Messenger RNA from Brienomyrus brachyistius, 2828 nucleotides. Its product is annotated as NADPH--cytochrome P450 reductase-like. The record is from RefSeq and is a predicted model, not a curated record. Gene Ontology annotation, cellular component: cytosol. The transcript has 15 exons. Lineage: Eukaryota; Metazoa; Chordata; Actinopteri; Osteoglossiformes; Mormyridae. Gene Ontology annotation, molecular function: flavin adenine dinucleotide binding; FMN binding; NADPH-hemoprotein reductase activity. The coding region runs from base 419 to 2326 and encodes 635 amino acids. Gene Ontology annotation, biological process: response to hormone.
GUGUGGCAGCUGCAGGGCCUUGUGGGAGAUUUCGGAGGCUUGUUUAUUUCCCAUCACUUCGCCUGUCCCUUUCCAGAUGUUGGGCUUGCUCCUGAGUGGUGCUUAUGACGCAGGAGGAGGAGGCCGGAACGCCAGCCCGCGGGACACGGAAUUAGCGCACUAACUGACCUCGCUCUGCUGCUGAGCGGCUGACAGGAGAGCAGUAGGGGGGUCUGGUUAAGCAGGAGACCUGUUUGCAAGCUAUGGAGUAUGAAGAAUCCGAGUCGGCGCCUCAUUAUUUUUCGAAACUUUUCUUGUUUUGUUUUGUUUUGUUUUGCUGAAUCCUCUGAUUAUUACUCCAUGUUUUGACUUCAUCGGUCAGGGAGAUCAAAUUGUCUCUUCCCUUCCUUGGAAUAUAUGGCCUGAGUGCUUGAUAAACAUGGGAUGCACGUACUCUGUGUCCAGGGAAAGGCAGGCUCUUGCGGACAGGACGCCCACUUCUGUACAUGAAACAAGUUUUAUUGAGAAAAUGAAAAAAACCAACAAAAGCAUUGUGGUCUUCUACGGUUCCCAAACGGGCACGGCGGAGGAGUUCGCCAACCGCCUGUCCAAGGAUGCCCAGCGUUACGGCAUGAAAGGAAUGGCAGCCGACCCUGAGGAAUACGAUAUGUCUGAACUGCGCCGCCUGACGGAGAUAGAAGAUUCUCUUGUCAUCUUUUGCAUGGCCACUUACGGUGAAGGGGAGCCGACUGAUAACGCUCAAGACUUCUCCGUUUGGCUUCAGGAGACCAGUGUCAGUCUUGAAGGCGUCAACUUUGCCGUGUUUGCACUGGGGAAUAAAACGUACGAACACUACAACGCCAUGGGGAAGUUCGUUGACAGACGACUGGCUGAACUGGGAGCCCGUAGGAUCUUUGACCUGGGCUUGGGAGACGACGACGCCAAUAUGGAAGAGGACUUUGUCUCAUGGCGGGAGCAGUUCUGGCCCGCAGUGUGCGAGCACUUUGGUGUGGAGGCCACAGGAGAGGACUGCAGCAUCCGUCAGUACAAGCUGGUGGUGCACAGUGAUGUGAACAUGAGCGAGGUGUACACAGGAGAGCUGUACCGCCUGAAGAGCUUCAAGAACCAGAAACCGCCUUUCGAUUCGAAGAAUCCUUUCCUGGCCCCCGUUACCAUGAACCAGAAGCUGAACAAAGGAGGCACUCGGCACCUGAUGCACCUAGAACUUGACAUCUCGGACUCCAAGAUCAGAUAUGAAUCGGGAGAUCACGUCGCCGUUUACCCAAUCAAUGAAGUGUCAAUAGUGAAUAAGAUUGGAGAGAUCCUUGGCGUUGACCUUGACACAGUAAUCUCUCUCAACAACCUUGAUGAGGAGUCCAAUAAGAAGCACCCGUUCCCCUGCCCCACCACGUACCGCACAGCCCUGACACACUACCUGGACAUCACCAACCCCCCUCGCACCAACGUCCUUUAUGAACUGGCCCAAUACGCCACUGAUCCCAAAGACCAGGAGAAGAUGCGUAAAAUGGCCUCCUCAUCCUCGGAGGGCAAGGCGCUGUAUCAGACAUGGGUGCUGGAAUCCCAAAGGAACAUCCUGGCCGUCCUGGAGGACAUGCCGUCGCUGAGGCCACCCGCCGACCACCUGUGUGAGCUGCUGCCGCGCCUGCAGGCUCGCUACUACUCCAUCGCCUCCUCCGCCAUGGUGCUCCCCAACAGUGUUCACAUCUGCGCCGUGGUGGUGGAGUACAAGACCAAGACGGGUCGGAUCAACAGGGGAGUCGCCACCAACUGGCUGAAGAACAAAGUGGCGACGGACAAUGGGCACAAGUCCACCGUGCCCAUGUAUGUCCGGAAGUCACAGUUCCGGCUGCCCUUCAAAGCCAGCAGCCCGGUGGUGAUGAUCGGCCCGGGUACUGGCAUCGCCCCCUUCAUCGGCUUUAUCCAGGAGCGGGCGUGGCUCAAGCAGCAAGGGAAGGAUGUUGGCGAGACGGUCCUGUACUACGGCUGCCGUCACAUGAGCGAGGACUUCCUGUACCAGGAGGAGCUUGAGGGGUAUGAGCGUAGCGGGGUGCUGACCCAGCUGAACGUGGCCUUCUCCCGAGACCAGGAGCACAAGGUAUACGUGCAACACCUCAUGAAGAGGAACAAGGAGCACCUGUGGAAGCUGAUUAAUGCUGACGGGGCACACGUCUACGUCUGCGGCGACGCCCGCAACAUGGCCCGCGAUGUGCAGAACGUCUUCUGCGAGAUUGCCGAGGAACUGGGCAGCCUGACGCACGCUCAGGCCGUGGACUAUAUCAAGAGGCUUAUGACCAAGGGCCGCUACUCGCAGGACGUGUGGAGCUAAGGGCGGGGUUUCUGCAGGGGGGAGGAGCCUUCACUCCCAUUGGACACCAUUGCUGCCCAUUCUUUCUGGAUGACAAAAGCAUUUUUUCAUCUGGCUGAGAUUAGUCACUUUAGUAGGUGGUGCUGCUUGUGUAAAUAGCAUCAAGGGUAACAUUUUCCUUGUUGUUUAUUGGUUUAAUUUGGAACCCUAGUAAUCAUCUUAACUGUCACUUACCAAUAUGGAGAACAUCACAUAGGGCCAAAUAUACAGCAAGGAUAAAUAUUGGUUCAGCUGAUGCCCGUUAAAAAUGGAUACUUGUAAAAUGUGACAUUUUAUGGGAAUUAGGUGCUGAAACCCCAUAUUUGGGAGACAAACUUGAUUGAUACUAAUGGAAUUAUGUAUGUAAAUUAAAUGUAACCAUAAUAUUGUGAUAUUGAUGUAUUUAGAAUUCUGCUAUUUUAGAUAAUGGUGACACUGUGUCAUACUUCUUUUGUACUUCCAUUAAACAAAACUCCCUUUUUCA